CGUGAGCUAAUUUAAGAGGAACAAUAAAGUUCAGGAUCUUGAUGGUAAAAACUAGAAAAUUUGAGAACAAAAGUAAGAUCAAUAUUUUUAUUAUUUAUUAAAUUCAGUGAAGAAGAAGAAUAAGAAAAAAAAGCUAGGAAUAGCUUCCCCUUUCCUCUUCCUCCACAACAAUCGGCGCGUUGAAUUUGAUAACGGAAUCCUGCCUUAACCCAUCCAUCCCUAUUUUCUAACUGUCAACAAUACUUCUUCUGUUCCAUUCCCUUCCUUUUCUUCUUCUUCUUCUUCUCCCUUCCCCUUCUAUUAUUAGCCUCCUGAAAUCUGCAAUCAAAACGCAUCUCGGUUCUGGAUUUCAGAAGAAGGCCAGGAAUUCAUUGCUGGGGAGGAGAAGGGGGUAAAAGAGCUGAAGAGGCCCAAAAAAAACCCCACCGGGUUUUGAUUUUCGCUUCGCCGGUGUGCAGUGGCGUGCGCUCUGGCGAACAGAAAACCAAAAUUUCAUCGCUAGUAAUAUAAACUACGUCCUUCAGCAGAUUUCAGGUAAUCGUUCAUUCAUUGAUUGCAUUGUUAUGACAUCGCUCGCCGAUUUCUUUAAUCAUUGUUUGCUUUUGUUGUGAACCCUAAAAACAAAUACCCAAUUGCGGUUACUGAUCGAACUCUUUCUCUGGUGGUUUUAGUGUCCAAAAGGAAACGUAACUGAUAAUGGAUGGGUGGGUCUUGUUGAUUGGAAAUCUAACGACGAGCAGAAUCGCCAACCACAAAGGUCGGUGAUCUCUUCCUCGAGAUUGUGGGUGCAGUAACAAAUGGUGUUUUAUGUUUGCUGAAUUGUGUGAUUGAUUUCUUUUUUUUCUUUUUUUUUUUCUCUCCCUAUAUCAGGGGAAGGAGGUUUCGAUUAAUUGGGAAGCUGUUUUCUUUCCCCUUUACACAAACAAGGGUUGGCGUCAGUUCUGCAAAAACCCCAUCUCAACUCCCUAGUAAUUUUGUGAUUUGGAAAGGAUUGUGAAUAACUUUUGACAAAGAAAGAAAUUCUUGCAAUUGGUUUUUGUUUUUGCGAUUAUUGCUUUGUUUUUGUUGAAUCUUUAUACAUAUCAAAGAAUAAUAAUGGAGUCGAGUAAUGGGUUUGUAUCAAAAGAACAACUGGAGCUUGCGAGAUCUGCUCUGGAAAGUGAAGAUCCUUCAUCUGUUUCUCCAUUGCAAAUCUCCCUAGGUUCAUCCUCCUCUCACAAGUCUCCUUCCUCUCCUGUAACCACACAACAGCAACAAGAACGCAACUCAGAUGACAAACUCUCGCCUCCUUAUAUGGAUGGACAGCCUAAGAAAGGUGCUUCUGUAGGGAAAGGAACAUGUGGAGGGUUACAUGAUCCUGCAGAGGGUGCAUUGUACAAUAAUGAUCCAAACUAUGAUAGCACAGAGGAACAGGAUGGUGAUCCAACAAUAAAAGGAACUCCGAGAAAAUUAGAUGCCUACAAAAGGAAAGCUACUGUUAUUGUGGAAGAAUACUUUGCAACUAGCGAUGUUGUAUCAACAGCAAACGAACUGAGGGAACUCAAGUUGCCCGGCUAUAGUUAUUACUUUGUCAAGAAACUAGUGUCCAUGGCAAUGGACCGACAUGACAAAGAAAAGGAAAUGGCUGCUGUUCUUUUAUCCGCUCUCUAUUCAGAGGUCAUCGACCCUUCCCAAGUCUAUAAAGGUUUCAGCAAAUUGGUGGAAUCUGCAGAUGACUUGAUUGUAGACAUACCUGACACAGUUGAUGUUCUUGCCUUGUUCAUAGCCAGAGCCGUGGUUGAUGACAUACUCCCGCCUGCAUUCUUGAAAAAGCAACUCGCUUCUUUACCUGCAGAUUCUAAGGGGGUAGAUGUGUUGAGGAGAGCCGAAAAGGGUUAUUUAGCAGCUCCACUCCACUCUGAAAUUAUUGAGCGGAGAUGGGUAAGCAGCAUGAAUAAAACAGUUGAUGAUGUGAAGGUGAAAAUAAACAACUUGUUGGUAGAGUUUAUAGCAAGUGGUGAUAAGAAGGAGGCUUGCAGGUGCAUCAAGGAACUGAAAGUUCCCUUCUUUCACCAUGAGAUAGUCAAACGAGCCCUUGUUAUGGCUAUGGAGAGACGGGCAGUCGAAAGCCAGUUGCUAGAGUUGCUCAAGAAAACAACUGAAGAAGGUCUGAUCAAUUCCAGUCAGGUUACAAAGGGGUUUGGCAGGAUGAUAGAUGUUGUUGAUGAUUUGUCGCUUGACAUUCCAGAUGCAAGAGAGAUUCUGAAAUCCUUGAUAUCAAAAGCCGCAUCAGAAGGAUGGUUGUCUGUUUCUUCUUUGAAAUCACUCUCACCACCGUCUCCAAAAGAAUCUGUGGAAGAUACUGCUGCAAAGAUGUUCAAGAUGAAGGCACAAUCCAUCAUUCAAGAGUAUUUCUUGUCAGGUGAUAUAGCAGAGGUGAGUGAUUGCAUUGAAUCCGAGAACAGUUCUUGCUCACCUGACCUAAAUGCAAUGUUCAUCAAAAGGCUAGUGACUCUAGCAAUGGACAGAAAGAAUCGGGAGAAAGAAAUGGCUUCUGUGUUACUAUCUUCUUUAUGUUUCCCUACAGAUGAUGUUGUGCAUGGACUUAUUAUGCUAAUAGAAUCUGCAGACGAUACCGUUCUAGAUAAUCCGAUUGUUGUUGAGGAUCUUGGAAUGUUUUUAGCUAGAGCUGUGGUGGAUGAAGUCAUAGCCCCACAACAGCUGGAGGAAAUUGAGAGUCAAUUCCUUGGGACAGAGUCAACAGGGAACAAAGUUCUCCAAAUGGCUAAAUCCUUGCUGAAGGCUAGGCUUGCUGGAGAGAGGAUCUUGAGGUGCUGGGGUGGUGGAGGUAGCAGCAGCAAGAAUGGAUGGGCAGUUGAGGAUGUGAAGGACAAGAUUGGCAAGUUGCUGGAAGAGUUUGAAUCCGGUGGGGACAUUAGGGAAGCUUGUCGUUGCAUAAAAGAACUCGGGAUGCCGUUUUUCCACCAUGAAGUGGUGAAGAAAGCACUGGUGAAAAUCAUGGAGAGCAAGAGUGAGAAGCUGUGGGGUUUGCUCAACGAGGGGUUUCGAUCGGGGCUCAUAACGUCGUACCAAAUGACGAAAGGUUUUGGGAGAGUUGCAGAGUCCAUGGAGGAUUUGAGAUUGGAUGUCCCUGAUGCUGAGAAACAAUUCGGCUACUAUAUCGAGAAAGCUAAACUUACUGGAUGGCUAGAUUCGUCAUUUGGAAUUGGUCCUACUACCAAAUCGAGUUAUGUUAAGGAGAAUGGCACAAACAUAUGAUAACAGGUAACGGUUUUCAUAGAUUAUGCGAAUUUUGCAAUUCAGUUAAUAGGUUGAAUGACAUAGGUGUCAACAGAGCUGGCACAAUCGAUCUUCAUCAAUCUUAUUGCGCAAUUGGAUGGUGUCAGGCUGUGCUGGCAUCUAUCUGUCAGCAUGCUAGCGAAAAUCAAUUGAUUGUUUCUGAUUUUUACUCUGCAGGUUUUCUUGUUUCGCAGUUGGGUUUCGUCAAUGAAGUUUCAUAAUCCAUCAAAUUAUUACGAAGAGAACUAGCUGGAUUUGUUGCUUGGUUUUCCUUUCAGAGUUUUUUUUGGUCUUCUGUGACACCAUAUAGGAUUUAGCAUACCUACUUAAAGAAAAAAAGAGUACUUUUAUGGACGAGAGCAUUACAAGAUGGAACUAGAACCAUCUUUAUAUUGCUAACAUUUAUACAAUAGACUGAGAUUAUAGGUACUUAGUUUUCCAUUUCUUUUAGUUCAAAAUUUUUUGGGGGUCAGUCAUAUAUUUGUUUGGAAUAACCUCACCGUUGGGUGAGAGUUGUAGUAUGUUAAAUCUCUUUGAGAUGCCCAACUCUCUUAUCUUGUACUGUUAUGCAGUGUAAUGAUAAUGCCAUACUUCACCUUAUAUACCUUGCGUAACAAGAUAACGCUUAUCCAUGACAGGACAUCUAAGUAGCUUCUCAAUGUGUAAGUGUGAGCCUUAUCGAUAGAGGUGAUAUGUGUCGAAUUGCUAAGUUGAUGAUUACGUCUACUGGGUUCAAUCAGGUUCGUGGAUUGUUGGAGAUUAGGUGAUAUUCUCAUGAAAUUUCGCUAUGGUUUGGAAGUUAUUUAGGUUGCUAACUUAUAAAAACAACAGGGUUUGUUUAGUUAAUGACGAAAACAUUACCGUAAUGUAAUCGUUUGAAUCAACUCAAGUAUUGGGUUGGGUUGCUAUUUGUUGUUGGAGAAGAAGAAGAAACAAGGAAGAAAAUAGUGACCCUUACCCUGUUCACUUCCAUUUUCGUUUCCUGUUUUCUGUUUUUAUGUGAUAAAUUUGGCAACCGAAAUGAGAAAACUUGUUUACUUUUCAUUCUGAUUUCUAUUCGUUUCCAACCAUGAAAACAGAAAGUGGCAACUUCUUGCUGUUUUCGGAAACGGAAAAAUGUUGUUGUCACCUGUUUUCAACAUCUGUUUUCUCAAAAACAGGAAACAGAAAUGAAAAUAAACAGGCCCUAUAUUUAGUCUUCACCAAUAGUCACCACACGAGCAAUUAAUGAAAUCAGUUAUUAUCCCCGACUAUGAUCAAUCUUUUUUUUUUGGAGAAAAGACUAUGAUCAAUCUCCGGGUGCACUUCGACAUACACUUAAUACUUUAAUAGCACUAUGAUACCGAAUCGUCUGCUGCUUAUAGCAUUGAAAAUGUAUUGUUACAAAAUCAUAGAAUCUUCAAAUGCCAAAUUUUAUGCUUUGAAAUAAAAAUAGAUAUACCACUUUUGAGAAUAAUCCUUGUGUUCCGACAAAGUCAUGUAACCUAAUCAAUGUAUUUAUGUUGUUAUAUAACAAAACUCAAGAUUUGUU
This is a messenger RNA of Linum trigynum, 4810 nucleotides long. The record is from the annotation of a GenBank genome assembly. NCBI's taxonomy places the organism in Eukaryota, Viridiplantae, Streptophyta, Magnoliopsida, Malpighiales, Linaceae.